UGUGUGUGUUUUGUGUGUACAGAUCGUGGCCUAUGGCGUCUUCGCUCGUAGGAGAUCUUUGUGCGUUAUCUUAACACCCGACGUGGACACCUACGAUGACCUGCUGUCGUCACUGCGGGGUCUGAAUCUAUCCAACGUUCAGCUCGCGGAUAAUAAUGACGAUGUGAGAGUCAACGUCGCAGCCGUGGAGAUGAGUAACACUUCCGGUGUGUCAGCAGCUGCCAGAAGCAUGUGCCAGGGUUAUUGUGGGAGCCGUGACGUCACUUACUACUCAGUGGAAGCUGUGUCCCCAGAUGAUGACGACGACGAUGAUGACGAACCCACCGACACCCCUCCUGCGCCUGUGGUUAUCGAACUGGUAGAGGAGCCGGUCGCCGUCAGCGGCCUUCCGGAACUGCUCGAGUUCCGACGAGAGUCACGCCGGAUGUUCCGCCAGCAGGCCGCUGCAGAUCAUCGGACCAGGCGCCAGGGAAGACAAGAAAGACGACAAGGCAGAUUUCAGUGGAGAGAGUGAAACAAAGGCUUGCAGCUGCAGAGAUGAAGAGGCGAGAGAGCUGCCAACAGGGUUUCAACAUUCAUUUACCUGAGUUUUUGUAACUUUCACCCUAACGUGUCAAACGUUGAUUGCAUUCUUGAUAAAAGAUCGCGGUUUCUGAGUGUAUGGAGGCCCGCAAGACUGAUUGAAAACCGUGCUCAACUCUGCCUAGCACAACAACAAAAAAUUUUUUUACUCAUGCGAAACCAUCUUGCAUAUUCUUUCAGAAUAGAUAACGAAGUUAAAGAAAAAUAAGAGGGAAAAAUAUUUCGUAAAAAAAAAAAAAAAAAAAAAAAAAG
This is a messenger RNA of Pomacea canaliculata, 834 nucleotides long. RefSeq lists its product as uncharacterized. The coding region runs from base 191 to 514 and encodes 107 amino acids. The transcript is spliced from 3 exons. The record is from RefSeq and is a predicted model, not a curated record. Lineage: Eukaryota; Metazoa; Mollusca; Gastropoda; Architaenioglossa; Ampullariidae.